UCAUGCCUCAUCCAUCGCCCGCCUCGCUUGCGUCGGAGGAUAGAAGAAGAAUUUCGUAUUUUAUUUUCAAUUAGCUAAACGGUCGUACUGUCGCGCGACUGCCCGGUUCCUAGAAAGGGAAACAAACGUUUACUCUAAACCAAAUUGCUCAAGAAUUUCUAAUUUUACCCACAAGACUGACACAAAAGAGGGCAGUAAUAUACUAGAGGAGUAGCUACAGCUGUGGCGGUGUGGCGUUUGAGGGCUCACCCUUCAUUUCGCAGGUCAUUUCCUUAACUUGAUGCUGUCGACACUCUUCGGAGCACAGUUUGCGGAUUUAAAUAGAGGAAAGCCACUUUAAUGGACUUAAACUGACGUGACCAAACGAACGUCUUUUUUUCCACGGAUAAUUGAGCCAAUAGGAGCCUAAACAUCCCGUGGAAAGCUUCACUCCAUAAGGGAACUGAUUCAGCCCUGCUUUCUUUCCCUUCGAACAUCCCACUGUUGCACCACAACCCUAUGGAGAGAACACGGCCACCCAGAUAGGAUGCCUGCCUUGCUCAACGCCUUGCGUCCCCUCCUGUCCAUUACCACCACCUCCUUUUCCUUGCGUGUACCUGCUCUUGCCAACAGUUCCUUGCAGUCUGCCAGGCUCUGCACUGCCCCACUACAAUAUGGUGGAUGAGGUAACCACCAUGAAGGAUGACGUCAUCAAUGCCAAUACGCUGGCUUGGCUGGUCUGCUCAGGAGUGUCCAUCCUGGCCAACACUUGGAGCAUCCUUAGUGUCAGUGCCAAACAGAAAAAGUGGAAGCCACUGGAGUUCCUCAUCUGCACCCUGGCAGGCACACACAUACUCAACAUGGCCAUCCCCAUCACCAUGUACUGCGUCAUAACGCUGCGGCGCCAGCACUCCAACUACGAGUGGAAUGAGGGUCUGUGUAAGGUGUUUGUCUCUACCUUCUAUACCCUCACACUGGUCACCUGCUUCUCUGUCACUUCACUCUCCUAUCACCGCAUGUGGAUGGUCCGCUGGCCUGUAAACUACAGGUUGAGUAACACCAAGAAGCAGGCAGUGCACACCGUGAUGGGCAUCUGGAUGGUGUCCUUUAUCCUGUCCACACUCCCAGCAGUGGGCUGGCAUGACACAAUUGACCGCUUCUACACCUCCGACUGCAGAUUCAUUGUGACAGAGAUCGGCCUGGGCUUUGGUGUAUGUUUUCUGCUGCUUAUCGGUGGCAGUGUGACCAUGGGUGUCAUCUGCAUCGGGAUUGCUCUCUUCCAGACCUUCUCCAUUCAGGCGGGCCACAAAGCUGACAAGAACAAGUUCAAUGUCCCCACCAUAGUGGUGGAGGAUGCUCAGGGGAAGCGUAGAUCAUCCAUCGAUGGAUCAGAACCUCUCAAGACGUCUCUGCAGAUCACUUACCUGAUCAGUGGCAUUGUCUUCAUCUAUGACUUCCUGACAGGCUUCCCCAUACUGGUGGUAAGCUUUGCCAGUCUGAAGUUUGACCGCUCCUACAACUGGAUGGUGUUGUGUGUGCUAUGGUGCUCCAUUGCUCAGUCCAUUCUGCUACCCAUGUUUCUCUGGGCCUGUGAUCGGUAUCGGGCUGAUAUCCGCAUGGUGUGGGAGAAGUGUGUCGCCAUCAUGUCUAACGAUGAUGUGGAUGAGGAAAACAGCCAAGAUGGAGGAAUUCAUGCCGACUUAAUAUAUGACAGACCAUAUGACUAUAGCUCGGCGCCUGAAAUCGUGACGGUAGACCGUAAUGCCAAGUAUGAGUUCUCAACCUUAGAAAGGGGGGUUCUGCAAGGGUAUCCAGUGAGGGAACAACAGGAAGAUAAAAUGCAGUAUUUGCAGGUGCCCCCUACAAGAAGAUACUCCCACGACGAAACCGACAUGUGGACCAGCGACCGGAUCCCCUCAUACCUGCACCGUUGGGGCUCCACCGAGGACAUGAUAGUGAGUGCCCAUUACAGCUCCACCUUACCGCGCCGAGAGAGGCGCAGGAGCAGCCUGGUCUCCUACCACGAGGAGAGCCACCAUCACCCUCACCGAAAGCGGCGACGCUCUGAGGAUAGCAUGCACUCCCUUAAGCACCUGCCCCGCGUGGUAUGUGGUGGGGAGCGCUAUGAAGACGAACUGCGUUGUUUCAGCCGCGACGAGGUGAUCAACUUUAUAGAUGAGACGCCGUUGCCGAGCCCAAGGAAGAGCCCACGGCGCUCAUCUGUUAUCGCCCUAAUCCCCAAUGUGUACGAACAGCACACAGUUCUUCUUCCUCACUUCCCCCUCACAGACUUUGAACGUGAACCUCAAGCACUCAGGCGACCUACAGAACACAAAAGGAGCAGUAGUAGAGGCAGCUCACCUGAUGGUUCACCCAAACCAGAUAGACCUUCUGGAAAGAAAAGCCAUGGGGCUGGUGGUUCAGGAAAAGGCUGCAGAGAACGCACAAGAGAUGGGAAACAGCAGGAUGAAGUGGGCUCACCUGGGCGCCACCAGCAGACUCCUGGGCACUCUUCCAGUAGGCAAAGGACCGGUGGGGGUGCUGGGUCUGGGGCUGGAGCUGACUUGGGGAAGCAGAAGUUCCUGAGCAGGGCUGAAAGUAAAGGAAGCACAAACAGUUUUGUAAGCACAUCCUCAGCAUCGUCCUUGGGAUACAUCACCUUUCACUCUGAUUCUGUAGGCUCCACCACCUGAAAGCAAAGUCCCUUUGUUACUAUCAACAUUAUUAUAAAGAAAACCUCUGGGAUAUCAGUGUUUAAAGAAAAGUGACAUGCAGAAAUCCAGCAGCCUUUUUAAUAAUGCCACUGUCCAUUUUUAUUGCAUUACACAAAUCAACAUCUAUUAUGCUAAAUGGCCUUAGGAGUUUUAAACAUAACAUUUUCUGAAUGGGCCUUUAUUUAGUGUGUGGGCUGGUGACUGUAUACGAGCAGGUCCAGCUUUUACAUCACAAAAUAUCCACUGAAGAAUACUUUUCUCCCACUGACACAAAGAAACUCUUUUUAAACAGUGUGAACAUUCCUCAGCCUUGUUUUUGCUGUUUGAUAUUGUUUCUAAUGAAAGGAUUUUCAGAUGUAUUGGUCAGGAUAUUUUCUUUCUAUUUUUUUUUUUUUUUGUUUUUUCACUUAAAACUUGAACUUAAUUUGUGUUUUAAUUGGCCUGUAAUUAGUGUGUGUUUUGUAAUAUGGACCACAAGCUUUCAUUAAUACUGCACAUUUUCCUUGAGCUUGACUUAAGGGCGUGAUGCAUUUUACAUAUUUAAUUAUGAUCAUGACAUAUAAUUUUUCUAAUCUACAUUAUUAUUCACAGCGUAUGAAAAGCUUUCUUUGAACACCAUAUUUUGAAGUGAAAUGAGUGGUAAUCCCAAGCUAUAAUGAGCCCAAUAAGUGUCUGUGUGAGAUAUUGAGAUACAACGUGAAGACCCCUUAAUCCUUAAUGGCAAUGUGAGGUCAUUUUUAAAAGAUAAUUGAGAUAUUAUGUAUAUAUGAAGGAUAUUGGACUUGUGUUUUUUGGUGUUUUCUGUUUUGCUUAGAACAUUUCCUUCCAAAUCUUGUUACUUUUUUGACUUUGCAGAUCACAGAUCAGAUCACGAGACUAAUAUGCAAAUGGUGCUUUAUCAUCAUCAGCUGAUAUCACUGUUUAUUUCUUUCAGUAAUUUGUUAAUGAUUUUAAUAAUGUCCAAAAGUUUAAAAAUCACAGUCUUCAGAUUGUAACUCAAAAUGUUGUUAUGUAGUUACAAAUUGAAACUUUACAUCUAUAAAAUAAGUUUGGUUGCAAAGAAAAAAACUUAUAUUAAGUCGCAUGUUGCAGAAAAAACAGGAGUAUUUCACAUCAUCUCCUAAUAUAAAAAGCCUACUCAUGGACCUAUCCUGGGAGGUUUUCAGAGUCGGAUGUGACCUUUAAAACAACUAAUUAAUUUAAGCUCCAUGAAAUAUCUUAUAUUAAAUGCAAAAAUCCCCAAAGCCUCAAUAAAGGUUCAUGUAGGACAUAUGGGUGUAUUUGAGGAGAGGAUGGGAUCAUUUAACAUCAUAACAGAAUAUUAGAUAAAAACACCAUAAUUUGAGACAUUCCCACUUAGCACACUCAUUCAAAAACAAACUCUUGGUGUGCAGCUGACUGCAUAAAGCAAAAGGUUAGAUUAAUAAACAACUUCUCACCUAUGUAACAGCGAGUGAAAACUACUGCCAAAAAAAUAAAUAAAAAGCUGAAGCACCUUGGAGCUUGGACCUCUUGUGGACACUUACUGCUAA
Melanotaenia boesemani (Boeseman's rainbowfish) is the source of this 4225-nucleotide messenger RNA. Its product is annotated as probable G-protein coupled receptor 153. Gene Ontology annotation, molecular function: G protein-coupled receptor activity. NCBI's taxonomy places the organism in Eukaryota, Metazoa, Chordata, Actinopteri, Atheriniformes, Melanotaeniidae. The record is from RefSeq and is a predicted model, not a curated record. Bases 654 to 2672 code for a protein of 672 amino acids. The transcript has 6 exons. Gene Ontology annotation, cellular component: membrane. Gene Ontology annotation, biological process: G protein-coupled receptor signaling pathway.